AUGUCCCAGGAGAUAUUAGUGAUAAUAUGGAGCCUUGUGGUGGACAAUGUGACAUUUGUCAAUGCACAGGAAGACCAGUCGCUCGAGAAGGAUCAGCCAGGGAGUGCCGGACACCUCACACAUGCAGACUGGGGGACACCAAAGGGGUCGGAUGGCGGCGCUUUUGCCAUGUGCCUCUAUCAAGAUGCGCCCAGUAGUUGGACGCACCUUGUGCUACUGCACGGCUGCCACAUGACCCUCUACACUGUCGGUAGCAACCCUGGGGCGCCAACUUUGGCGCCCGCGCCCUCUGCCCAGAGGCUCAGCUGGGACCAGGCUGAGGAUAUAUCUCUCCAUGACACCUCAGCCAGGAGCUCAGCAGCGGGUGUGAAAUCUGUGGACGGAGGUUCUGGGACCGACUCUGACGGCAAGGUCGGCGUCCGCCGCACGAAGUCGGUGCGGCCGCUGUCAAAGCUGACAUCAGCGCUGCGCGCUGACCUGGACCUGCUGGUCAGGUGCGUGUCAGCGCCAGCUCAGCUCGCUGAUGUGGCAGACAGCAUCAGCGCACCAAGGGUUCACGGCCAGCCGCAGCCUAAUAACAUGAUCUCGCCAAAGACACCAGCCACGGAUGAUCUCAGCACGGUCGUCAAGCUGAGGAUCAAGACAGGGCCGCGCAGCCAGCAUCACACCAAGACGCCUCGCGCGCCCAAGCCGCAGGACAGCGCCGAUCUCGGGCAGGUGGUGAACAGCAUAAGGAGCGCCUCGCUGAGCUCAGCGUCCGGCCAGAACAGGCGCGUGAGCUUCGCUGAGCUGGACGAGGUGGUCGACGGCGUCGCCUCCUCCGCCAAAUACCCUCCCAGCCCGCACCCUCGGAAGAUCUCAGGCGCGGCUGCAGUCCCGCAGCGAUCGGCGCUGAAGACCGCUUCACCGGCGGCUCGGCUAAGCAACAGCAGCGCCUCAAACGCGCCGCACAGCCCACAUGAGCUGGUUCUCAUCACUGCACUGCGCGCCACUGUGUCAGCCGACAACAAGCAGCCUGCCACCGACGCUGUUGUGCCGCACGCCGCCGCAGAGCAGGUCAGAGCCGGUCAUGAAGGGUCUUUGGUAGACACGCACCAUUCCAAGAAAGGCACUACGACAGACAGAGGUGGAGCGCAGCUGGGAGCCCCUGGCGCAACAGAGAACAGCGUGCCUGCACGGAGCAUAAGUGCUCUGCAGGCUAAGGUUGCCCGGCUGAAGGCGCACUGGUCGUCCAUGCUCAAGCCAGCCGCUGCUGCCGCAGGGGAGGCCCCUGUUGCACUCAAGGGGUCUGAGCAGAACCUCCUGCCACAUCAGGGCGCAGACCAUCUGAUCAGGGCAAAGAGCAGCUCGGCGCCGAGUCUGGGCAGGCCCAGUCUGGUUCACCAGCUGGCAGCAAGAGGCCCUGUGGUGGAGAGUCGGAUCACUGGCUGGGCGCAACCAGGGGCAGGUCCGAUAAAACUCACAGCAAUGUUCAGCCGCGCUAGCAAGCAGUCAGCCAGUGUGCGACGGACAGGCCAUGCGCAUGGGCAGGCAUCACGUCUUAUGCUGGAGAGUAAAAGUGUGCAUAAGAGCAGCGCAGGCCUGGACUCCUACACGCUCACACCGGCAGCUGCUGUGGCGGAGGACGAGAGUGACAGUGACUGGCUGCCCCUUGCCGACUUGUGGGGCCCCACUGUCUGCGUCCUGCCAGCCGCCCAGUCAACCAACCCCACCGCCAAGAGAGCCAGCACUACUACAUCGCCUGCAGCCUCAAUCAUGGCAGCUUUUCCCUCUCCAGGGAGCGCAUUUGAGGAAUCGCUACUCCCAGCCAGCAGAGGCCGACUGGCUCAGAGGGACGCAGGGCCUGUGGCAGAGGCUGUGGAGGAAGAAACAGAGAACGAAGACGCCGCUCUGAUGACACCGCCAGCGAGUAUAGCUUUUAUAUCGGUCAAGGAAGGCAGCGGAUUUGGUGAGCUGCCGCAACAGAUGCAAGAUGGACAGGUGGAAGCUGGCUUGACACUGGACCAGCAGCUGAGCAUCGAGCGGCCCAGGGCAUCCCCCCGGCCGGGCAGCUCCGGGCAGCUGCCCAGGCAGGUGCUGGAAGCUGACGCUAAAGCUGCCGGAAGCCUCGACCGCUACUAUUCCCUGCCCGCCACACUGUCGCUGCCGCCAACGGUGUCGCUGGAUGCGCCGCUGCUGCAGAGCCGCACCUCUCUGCUCCCCGGCGCCUGGGCGAGUGGCGCCUACGGCGAUGCAUUGGAUGAGUUCUUCCUGGACAGCCCCACCAUGCUGGACGGCCCGGUGGUGGACAAUGGCGAGCCGACAUUUGAGAACAGCAUGAUGGCGCGGCACGCCAGGCAGAACGGCCGGGGCAAGGAGCGAGGGAGGAACAGCAGCUCCAAACGCGCCUCCAUGAAGAGAAAAACUCAAGGGGAUGUCACAAGCAUGGACGGCGACCCAAAGCUGAAGGAAUCGCCACGGCGUAGCCUGUCGCCCUUCAGCGCGCGAUUCGCAUUCAGCUGGCACCGCGCGGCACAGGAGAUGCGGCCCCCGGUGCCGUCACCCGGCCCGGCCGCGCCGGCGGCAAACAUUGCGCGGACGGCCACUGCCGCAGACGAGGAGCAACAAGAGCACCUCCCUGAAUACCUGCACACCCGCGUGGGGCCUCUGGAGGAAGGCCUGGUGGCAGCGCGGUCGAAUGCAUUACUGCUGAAUACCCCUGAUCCCCUGAGAAUGGACCCUAUGCGAACUCUUGGUUCUGCGCGGCGACGGCGGCGCAGGUCGACAGCUUCCUCUGAGGAGCCGCCGCCGCCGCCGCCGCUGCGCAGCGAGAAAGACCCGUUAAACAGGGACCCGGUGCAGUAUGCGGCCAGCCCGGUGCGGCGCAUGGAGACGGCCAGCGCGCGGCGCCGCCGGCCGCCGCAGCCGGCACCGGGGGAUGCCGCGCCUGCUCAGGCAACCCCUGGUGCUGUGCCCAGCCGCGCUGAUGUGGUGCCAAUUGCGGAGGCAGCUUCCAAGGAUCCUGCGGCAGAUGCAGGCCCUUCUGCAACGCAGAAGGGCACAAUCAAGGCUGGCCUUGUUGUGACUGCCGCGCCGAGGAAGGAAGAUGGUCGGUAUGGGGAGGGACAGGCUGAUCACCGUGCACCGGAUGACUUCGCUGCGACCCCGCCGCGGCUGUUGCACCCGCAUCGCCUGAGUGGAUACACCCAGCAGCAUGCCGCGCCAGCAGAAAACAGCGGCAUCAGGCUGGUUGAUGUGGACUGGAGAUGGGGUGAGAACCGCGCUGGCAGACCCCCAUCUGCCUUCUGGGAUGGCUUUAAGAGCAGCUCUGCCAGGAGCGACCCACAGUGGGAAAGCAAUUUAAGGCUGCUGCGAGUGGACGUGCAGCAGACAAAGCCCUCCCCCAACUUCAGAAAGCAGUCUGGGGCCUUUGCUUCUGUGCAGACAGCUGCCGCGCGUGCAACAGAUCCCCAAGAAGAAUCCAUCAGCCUGCUGCACGAGCUCAAGGGCCUCGUGGCAAGCCUGAAGACAUCGCAGACCCAAAAAGAUGGCACACAAGAGGCAGGCGCAGCAAAGAAGGUGGCGGCGGCCAGGUGCAUCCAAUCGGUGUACAGGGGCCAUGCGGUGCGGCGCAGCGCGUCUCUGCUGCGGCUUGCCCAGCGCAACAGGGCCCCCGCAUCCCCCACAGAGACCUCCAAGAGGGACGCCGCAACGCAGAUAGACGACCGCACGGCGCAGUCAGCACAGGAAGCCAAGCCAGAGGGCUGCCUCCCCAUGUACCGGGCCGUCCCUGUUCGCGCAGUCUACGUGAGCCCAGGCCACACCAUGGCCGCCACCAAGCUGAACGGUGCAGCACUGACCCCACAGCCGCCGCUGGCCACGACUGCCGCCGAGGUGGCUGCACUUGACAGCUUGCGCGCGCAGAUGAGCCAGACUGCUGCCACAAAUUCACAUGGCCACUCGCUGAGGGGAGCCUCAGGGGCUGACUGGCAGUCUUUAGGUGCGAGGGGCAACCAGGGCUUGGGAGCUGGAGGCGGCAAGGGCAGCCCCAGAACCAAGUACAUCCACCCUUCCACUCACCCCGGAGCCUCCUGGGGCAGCCGCCAUGCGCACCACAUCAGUCUUGACAGACCAGCCAGCAGCUUUUCCGCCAAGAUUGGAAAAGGCCAAAAGGUGGCCACUGCAACAGGGAGAAGAGAGGACAACUCGGACAUGCAUGCGAUUGCUGCCCAGCUGAAAGGGGUGAUGGCAUCAUUGGCUGACGUUGAGAAGAUUGCAGGCGCACUGCAGGCUGACAGCGAAGCAUCCCGAAAGGUGACCUCUCGGGCAUGA
Coccomyxa subellipsoidea C-169 is the source of this 4311-nucleotide messenger RNA. RefSeq lists its product as hypothetical. The record is from RefSeq and is a predicted model, not a curated record. The transcript has 12 exons. Bases 1 to 4311 code for a protein of 1436 amino acids. NCBI's taxonomy places the organism in Eukaryota, Viridiplantae, Chlorophyta, Trebouxiophyceae, Coccomyxaceae. Gene Ontology annotation, molecular function: protein binding.